This is a messenger RNA of Helianthus annuus (common sunflower), 342 nucleotides long. RefSeq lists its product as uncharacterized. NCBI's taxonomy places the organism in Eukaryota, Viridiplantae, Streptophyta, Magnoliopsida, Asterales, Asteraceae. The transcript has a single exon. The coding region runs from base 1 to 342 and encodes 113 amino acids. The record is from RefSeq and is a predicted model, not a curated record.
AUGGCGGCACGCAAAGACGUCGAGCGAGCAUCUGGUGUUUUGCAGAAAAGGUGGUGUAUUUUGAGCAUGCCUUGUAGAUUGUAUGAAAAAGAUCAAAUAAGAAACGUGAUGUACGCGUGCAUCAUUCUACACAACAUGAUUUUGGAGGAUGAAGGGCAUGCAAUAGUUGAAUAUUAUGGCGAGGAGACUGAAUCAAAUAACGAAGACAUUUGUAACGAAGAGAGAACGCAAUACCAAAAUCUAAUCGAGUCAAGACAAAUAAAUUCAAACCUUCGAGCUGAUUUGGUUGAACAUGUUUCGACGCUUCCUAGAUUCAACUCCAUUGAAGAUGAAGAUGAUUGA